Drosophila takahashii is the source of this 631-nucleotide messenger RNA. It is a transcript of the gene Det, whose product is annotated as baculoviral IAP repeat containing deterin. The record is from RefSeq and is a predicted model, not a curated record. Lineage: Eukaryota; Metazoa; Arthropoda; Insecta; Diptera; Drosophilidae.
UUCAAAGCCACAGCAACAACGACGCGCUGCUUGCAAAAAACAAGCCAUUCAUUUUUAUUUGGGCCUCGAAAUUGUGAAAUAAAGCCAAAUGGAAUCUCCGGCGACCAACGAUUUGGCAGCGGGCUUGAGUGGCGAGAAACUGGAGGUCUUUCGGAAGCUGAAUCUGCUGGAACAGCAUCGCGUGGAGAGCUUCAAGAGUUGGCCCUUUCCAGAGACCGCUACGUGCAGCAUUUCAAAGAUGGCCGAGGCGGGAUUCUAUUGGACGGGCACCAAGCGGGAAAACGACACAGCCACUUGCUUUGUGUGCGGAAAAACCCUCGAUGGCUGGGAAUCGGAGGAUGAUCCGUGGAAGGAGCACCUCAAACAUGCCCCCCAGUGCGAGUUCGUAAAGCUGUCGUGUGCCGAAAAGGAUUUAACUGUAUCACAAUUCCUCGAAAUACUCGGAACCGUUGUCAAAGGCAGCAUAGAGAAAACCUGCAAAGCCUUCAAAUUGAGCUUCGUUCGGGAAAACGAGGAGCGCCUAAAUGAGUUUACGCAUAAUCAAAAAUAGAUCACUAAUUUUUAAAAUUUUAAAUAUAUAUUUAACCAUUUGUUUGUAAAGAUUUGCUAAUAAAACGGGAUGAUAAUGCCA